GUCUCGCGUUCCGUAGGAAAGCAUGGAGACUGCGUCACUCUGAGUCUGAUCAUCUUCUGUUAUUAUUUAUAUAAAAGUGAAGCUGCUCUCAGUUUAAUUGAGUACAGAUCAGAUUAUACGCUGCGGACACAUUGAACAGGUCUCUUAUAACCUACACACUAUGAGCGGCGGCGGUGGUGAGGGGCUGAUAUAAAGGUUUAGAAGAGGCUGAAAGAAGCUCGUCACACCCAGAACUGCAGCUUUUACUCUGGAGCUCCUGCACUGUGUGAACGCUUGGUCUCAAAAAACGCUUUAAACUGCGCUUAGCGUCAAACAGCAGGAAUACCACCUUAAGGAGAGGCAGAUAAUGGCACCAAUGGGUAAGGUGAACGGCAACGGCUCUGGUGGAGAUGAAGGAGAGAUGGAAGUCAUCGCAAACGCGAGCUUGCUGGCUGGCUUCAGCGAGAGUGAGGAGGUCAAGGCCCUCCUGGCUAGUCUGCCAGAACUACACGAGAACCUUGUGACCAGGGAGACUGCAAGAGAAAAGUUUGUGGUUAUCAUGGACCGCUAUCAGGAGCAACCACAUCUUCUAGAUCCUCACUUAGAGUGGAUGCUGAACAUGCUGCUGGAGCUCAUCCGGAACGAGAAAUCUCCCCCUCUGCUGGUUCAUCUAGCGUUUAAAUUUCUCUACAUCAUCUCAAAGGUCAGAGGCUACAAGAUCUUUAUGCAGCUCUUGCCUCAUGAGGUGGCGGAUAUGCAGCCGGUUCUGGAUCUGUUGUGCAGGCAGGAUCCAUCGGACCCUGAGACGUGGGAAACCCGGUACAUGCUUCUGCUCUGGCUCUCCAUGACGUGCCUCAUCCCGUUUGACCUCUCCCGCCUGGGCGGCCAUCAGAACUCUGAGUCUGGAAUGAACAGAGAGACUAUAAUGGAUCGUAUUCUGGCUGUGGCUAAGUCCUACUUACAAGUUGCAGACAAAUCAAGGGAUGCUGCAUCAGUUCUAGUCUCAAAGUUUGUGACUCGGCCAGAUGUGAAGCAGAAGCGGCUGGGGGACUUCUUGGACUGGACCCUCACCACAGUGUCCCAGUGCAAUGUCCUGAGCACAGAGGGCUCUGUGUCACUGGAUGGAGCUUUACAGGCUCUGGCCCAGCUCUUCAAGCAUGGGAAGCGAGAGGACUUCCUGCAGUACGCUCCCACCGUCCUCCAGUGUCUGGACCAGAAGAAGAUAGCUGAAAUUAACCAGGCCAAUCUGAGGAAACUGGGGGUGAAGGUUGUGCAGAGGCUUGGACUGACCUUCCUUAAGCCCCGCCUGGCCAGGUGGAGGUACCAGAGAGGAAGCCGUUCUUUGGCAGUGAACCUUGCGCCGUCCACUUCUGUCGGAGUAGUGCUGGAUACAAAGCCUGACCUGGAGUCUGUGAGCUCGGAGGAGGAUUACGACAUACCUGAGGAGGUGGAAAACGUGAUUGAACAACUACUGGUGGGACUAAAGGACAAGGAGGGUAUAGUGCGCUGGUCUGCAGCUAAGGGUAUUGGGAGAGUAACUGGUCGGCUGCCCAAGGAGCUCGCAGAUGAUGUGGUGGGCUCAGUCCUGGACAGUUUCAGCUUUCAGGAGACUGACAGCACGUGGCAUGGAGGCUGCCUUGCCCUUGCAGAACUGGGCCGUAGGGGACUGCUGCUUCCUUCACGUCUUUCAGAUGUGGUGCCAGUGAUUCUUAAGGCUCUGAUGUAUGACGAGAAGAGAGGAGCCUGCAGUUUGGGCUCUAAUGUGCGAGAUGCUGCCUGCUAUGUUUGCUGGGCCUUCGCCCGUGCGUACGACCCCAGCGAACUGAAUCCUUACGUCAACCAGAUCGCCAGUGCCCUGGUCAUCGCUGCCAUUUUUGACAGGAACGUCACGUGUAGAAAAGCUGCCUCAGCUGCUUUCCAAGAAAACGUGGGGAGGCAGGGCACAUUCCCUCACGGCAUAGACAUCCUAACAGCCGCAGACUACUUCACCGUUGGGAACCUGAAUAACUGCUACCUGACCAUCAGUGUGUAUAUAGCAGGGUUCGAGGAGUACACCAAGCCAAUGAUCGACCACUUGGUGACAAGGAAGAUCAAUCACUGGGAUGGAGUGAUCCGUGAGCUGGCCACUAAAGCACUGCACAACUUAACCCCUCAGGCCCCGGAUUACAUGACCAACACAGUUCUUCCACAGCUUCUGCCGAUGGCGUCAGGGAUGGACCUGCAUGGCCGUCAUGGAGCUAUACUGGCCUGUGCUGAGAUCACUCACGCCCUCUAUAAGCUGGGUGCUCAGAGUAACAGGCCAGUCACAGACUUCCUGUCCUCAGACAUCGUUCAGGGUCUCAAGAGCAUUCACCAGAAGCUGUCUGACAAGAAGCAGUACAGGGGUUUUGGAGGAGAACUGAUGAGACCAGCAGUCUGUGUCCUUAUUGAAAAGCUGUCCCUGUCCAAGAUGCCGUUUAAGGACGACCCUGUUAUAAGUGGCUGGCAGUCACUGAUAGACGACAGUUUGAGUGCUAAGCAAGGCAUCCAGGAGGCAGCGGUUUCAGCUCUAACGGCACUGUGUCAGGAGUACUACCAGAUUCAGCCAGGGGUGGCUGACGCACACAUACAAGAGAAGUUAGUGAGUCAGUAUCUGUCGGCACUGAAGAGUACAGAGAUGUUGAGCUGCUGUGGCUGCGCUCUGGCUCUGGGAUCUCUCCCACACUUCAUGAUCCACAACAAACUCCAGCAGAUUUUAGACGGCCUCCAAGAAGCCUGCAGACCGACACGGAAGGACAAAGGUUACACAGAAGCCAGAAGAGAUGCAGCUACAGCUUUGGCGCAGGUGUGUGUAACAGCAGGAGUGAGCGCUCAGGGCAGUGCAGACUGUGUUGUGUGCGAGAUAAACGUUAACGGUGUUUAUGAAGCUCUGCUGGACUGCAUGAAUGACUACACCACGGACAGCCGAGGCGACGUGGGGGGCUGGGUACGAGUGGCGGCCAUGACGGGUCUGCAGGACGUGACGAUAGAGGUGGCUGGAUCAGCGCCAGAGCUUCUGUCUCCUGCCAGUUGCCAGAGAAUGAUGUGCUGUCUGGCUCAGCAGGCCUCGGAGAAGAUUGACCGCUACAGAGCUCACGCUGGUGCUGUGUUCCUGCAGCUGCUCCACAGCACUCAGCCUGAAGUUCCCCACAUCCCCCACAGGGAGGAGCUCCUCAGCAUCUUCCCUCCGGACAGUGCGGAGUCUCUGAACUGGAACGCAGCAUCUCAGGCUUUCCCACACGUCACCCAGCUGCUCCGGCUGCCCGUCUACCAGUACCACACACUGCUGGGCCUGACUGUAUCUGUGGGUGGGCUUACAGAGACCACAGUGCAUUUCUCCUCCCGGUCGUUGUUCGAGCAUCUGAAGAGCAUUCAGCAGGACGGUGCAGCGCUGACGCAGAUUGGAGACGCUCUUCUGCAGAUCUUCAGAGACAAUCUUCACAACGACAGAGUGUCCAUCCCGCUGAUGUCGAUGCUGGACCAGAUGCUGUCAAACGGCUGCUUUGAGCUCUUUACCACAGAGGAGGAUCACCCCUUCUGUGUGGAGCUGCUGUCUCUGUGUAAAGAGGAGAUUAAGAAAUCGAUGGACACUAAGAAGUUGCGCUCAUGCAUAGCUGUGUACUGUGGACUCAUCCAGUUUCAGGGAGGUGUGAGGAAGAAGGUUCUGAGCCAGCUGAUGAUUCUACUGGGUCACCGCUUCCCUUUGAUAAGAACGGUCACUGCCACUCAAGUAUAUGAGAUGCUGCUGACCUAUGACGACGUGGUGGACGCAGCAGUACUGGAUGAUGUCAUGACCGUGCUCAGUGAUACUGACUGGGAGAACGACCUUAGCACAGUGCGGAUACACAGAAACCAGAUCUGUGAUUGGCUUGGAGUUCCACAACCCACCAUUCCAGCUAAGAGUCCAGCCCAGUAGUUCUACCCAAUCAGACAGAGGCUGCCGUUCCUGAACAUUCCCUCAGCACUCGAUGCAGCCUAUCUCCACACCUCCACGCCGUCCGCCUGGCUUCCGUCUGUGUCUCUUCUAACCCUGGAUCUGUUCAGCAAGAAUUUCAGAUCAGCUUGUGAUGUCUGACGGAACGUUUUGGCCUUUCAAUGUGAAUAAAAAUAGAAAUGAGAACCCA
Astyanax mexicanus (Mexican tetra) is the source of this 4121-nucleotide messenger RNA. It is a transcript of the gene tbcd, whose product is annotated as tubulin folding cofactor D. The record is from RefSeq and is a predicted model, not a curated record. The transcript has 40 exons. NCBI's taxonomy places the organism in Eukaryota, Metazoa, Chordata, Actinopteri, Characiformes, Acestrorhamphidae. Gene Ontology annotation, molecular function: GTPase activator activity; beta-tubulin binding. Bases 347 to 3913 code for a protein of 1188 amino acids. Gene Ontology annotation, cellular component: lateral plasma membrane. Gene Ontology annotation, biological process: adherens junction assembly; bicellular tight junction assembly; tubulin complex assembly.